AUGACCCUGAGUUACUGCCCCAGAAAGAAGCAUAAGAGCUCCCUGUGUUGGGCUAAAGACAAUGCUGAGGUGUGCAGUGAGCGGGAAAGAGACCAGGAGGAUCAUUUCAAUAAUUUAGACGGCAGCAUUGAGGAACGUUCAGAAAGCCCAACCACUGCAACAUGGCAUUCCAUGCGUGGCAGCUGUCAUGCCUUCUCUGAAGGAUGCUUCAUCUGUGGUCCAGCAAGAGCCCAGAGGAGAUAUGACAGCUGCCCUCAAUUUUCAUGCCCAGUUAUUAGCUACCCCAUCAAAGUUUGUGCUGUCAACAAGUCUGAUGAGAGGACUGUGCAGUUCUUUGCAUUUGAACAAGAAAAGGUAUAUCUGACAUAUACCUCUUGGCUGCCCUUUGCAGCUGACACGAGAUCCGAGAAAACAAUAGUUGUAACUGCUCAUGGGCAUUAUACAUUCUGUGUGGACCUUGAUACACUCCGAGCUUUUUGCAGUACCCCUCCUGUCAAUAUGAAAGUGAAACUCGUUAACAGAACAGCCUUGCUGGUGACCUGGAAUCAACCAGAGAUUAUCUAUCAUCCACCCAUUAUGAACUAUAUGAUUUCCUACAGUUGGAGUAAAAAUGAAGAUGAAAAGGAGAAGACGUUCACUAAGGACAGUGACAAGGACCUGAAUAAUGGGCAGAAUGGAGUGGUUGGAAAGAAAAAGAGAACAAAAGGAAAAAAGAGCCGAGGUAGCAUGUCAGGUACCUCUACUGAUGCUCUUUCUGCUGUGUUUUCUUCUCUUGUUCCCCCUCGUGAUUUCUUCAAGCCGACAGCUUCUCCAGCACCUUCAGCCGACAUGGCUCCCAUCAGUUCUGGGUCUUCUACUUGGACUUCCUCAGGCCUCCCCUUUUCUUUUGUCUCCAUGGCAACGGGGAUGGGGCCUUCCUCUAGCGGGAGCCAGGCUACAGUGGCUUCCGUGGUCACUAGCACCUUACUGGCCGGUCUAGGAUUUAGUAGCAGUGGUAUUUCUUCUUUCCCUAGUACGGUGUGGCCAACCCGGCUCCCGACCUCUGCCUCGACUAAUAAACAGUCGGCCAGGCCAGUGGUGGCUACCACCGAGGCAUUGUCUUCUCCAGCACCAGACAGUGAUUCUGCUCUCCCAAAAGACAAUGAAGGAGCUGAGGAUGGAGAGAAAGAUGAAAAAAGUGAAAGCGAGGAUGGCGAAAGAGAGCACGAAGAAGAGAGAGAAAAGGAUUCUGAGAAAAAAGAGAAAAGUGGGGUGACCGAAACUGCUGAAACACAGGAUAACAGUGAAGCUGCAAACACCACUCUUUCUCCCAACAGAACUAUGGAGCAGGGAGGAAAUGAAACUAUAUCUGAUCAUGAGCAAAGCCAAAAUAUUGUACCAACAGGUAGGACUCCUGCAAGCCGAGAAGGACUUACAGGAAUAGACACUGCGUUCAAUACAGUCAGAUCCACCCAAGUGCCGACACUAUUCAUUCAUGAACAAUACACUGGUGAGAUUCCAAGAAGACCAGAAACAGCAUCAACAUCUUUACCAAAAGAUAACAGAUUUAUUACCAUUUACCCAGCAGACAAGAAUAUUUCCAGCAUGACCAACAGACCCACUCGUGGCAAAAUGGAAUGGAUCAUUCCUCUCAUUGUGGUCUCAGCCUUGACAUUUGUGUGCCUAAUCCUUCUUAUUGCUGUGCUAGUUUACUGGAGAAGGUGUAACAAAAUAAAGUCCAAGGGCUCACCCCGAUAUUUCCAUGAAGUGUCUUCUGCUCAAGACAGAGGAAAGAAAGGGAACAGAAAAUGUUUCCAGACAGCUCAUUUCUAUGUAGAAGACAGCAGUUCUCCUCGGGUGGUACCAAACGAAACCGUCCCCAUUAUUCCCAUCCCAGAUGACAUGGAAGCUAUUCCUGUCAAACAGUUUGUGAAGCAUAUCGGUGAAUUGUAUGCCAACAACCAGCAUGGGUUUUCAGAAGAUUUUGAGGAAGUGCAGCGUUGUACAUCCGACAUGAACAUCACCGCUGAACAUUCCAAUCACCCCGACAACAAGCACAAAAACAGAUACAUCAACAUUUUAAGAAAAUGCGACCAAUAUUGGCCAAUGGAAAACAGUGAGGAAUAUGGCCACAUCAUUGUCACACUGAAGAGCACAAAAGUACAUGCUUGUUACACUGUCCGCCGCUUCACAGUCAGGAAUGCAAAAAUGAAAAAAGGGAAUCCCAAAGGACGUCAAAACGAAAGGACAGUCAUUCAGUACCAUUACACACAGUGGCCUGACAUGGGAGUACCUGAAUAUGCACUUCCGGUGCUGACGUUUGUGAGAAGAUCCUCUGCAGCCAGAUCUGCUGAAAUGGGUCCAGUAAUUGUACAUUGCAGUGCUGGUGUUGGCAGGACUGGUACCUACAUUGUAAUAGACAGCAUGCUGCAACAAAUAAAAGACAAAAGCACAGUUAAUGUCUUGGGUUUCCUGAAACACAUCAGGACACAGCGCAACUACCUCGUCCAGACGGAGGAGCAGUACGUUUUCAUUCAUGAUGCCUUGUUGGAAGCCAUUCUCGGGAAAGAGACUGAAGUUUCUGCCAAUCAGCUACAUAGCUAUGUCAACAGCAUUCUCAUACCUGGCAUUGGAGGCAAGACUCGACUAGAGAAACAGUUCAAGCUGGUUAUGCAAUGCAAUGCAAAAUACAUAGAAUGCUUUAGUGCCCAAAAAGAUUGCAACAAAGAGAAGAACAGAAACUCAUCAGUAGUGCCAUCUGAGCGAGCAAGGGUAGGACUAGCACCAUUACCUGGCAUGAAGGGAACUGAUUACAUUAAUGCCUCGUAUAUCAUGGGCUAUUAUCGGAGUAAUGAGUUCAUCAUAACACAGCAUCCGCUGCCACAUACAACUAAAGACUUCUGGAGAAUGAUCUGGGAUCACAACGCACAGAUCAUUGUCAUGCUUCCAGAUAACCAGAGUUUCGCAGAAGAUGAGUUUGUGUACUGGCCAAGUCGGGAAGAAUCCAUGAACUGCGAGGCAUUUACAGUCACCCUUAUCAGCAAGGACCAGCUGUGCCUCUCUAAUGAGGAGCAGAUCAUCAUCCAUGACUUUAUCCUUGAGGCUACUCAGGAUGAUUACGUUUUGGAAGUUCGCCACUUUCAGUGCCCCAAAUGGCCAAAUCCAGAUGCCCCAAUCAGCAGUACUUUUGAGCUUAUCAAUAUAAUCAAGGAAGAGGCCUUAACAAGAGAUGGCCCAACCAUCAUUCAUGAUGAGUAUGGAGCAGUGGCAGCUGGAACAUUAUGUGCUCUGACUACCCUGUCUCAGCAACUGGAGAAUGAAAAUGCGGUUGAUGUUUUCCAGGUGGCAAAAAUGAUCAAUCUGAUGAGGCCUGGCGUAUUUACAGACAUUGACCAGUACCAAUUUCUUUACAAAGCAAUGCUAAGCCUGAUCAGCACUAAAGAAAAUGGAAAUGGCCCCAUGGCAAUGGACAAAAAUGGUGUUGUUAUGGCCAGUGAAGAAUCAGAUCCUGCAGAAAGUAUGGAAUCUCUUGUCUAAAAGGAAUACUUAAAGGCACUUAAUUUGUGGAAUUUCUGAAGACUGAACUUUUUGAGGCCUUUUUUGCCAGACUCUAGGUUAUACAAUAACCCAAUUACUUUUUUACACUGAUAAAAAGUUUUGAUAUUUAUUUUUGCCAUUUUACGUCUUAAUGGUAUCCUACUGAGCAUUUGCACCUCUGUUUAUUUCACACAGUGAAACACAAAUUUUAUCUAGUUUGCACUAUAUGAUCAGUGUUAACUGCCUAUAGAGAUAUAAUACAAAAGAAAACAAACAAAUCCUGAUGACAUUCCAUGAGAACAGACACACUACUUAUUAGUUGAAAUACCAUGAUGUUUAAUUAAUUCUCAUAAGCCUUGGCUUUACAAUCUUGGAUGCUAGGCCAGAGAAAUAUUUUUGAUUCACAUUAAAAAAUGCUGUACCCUUGACAUAUUCCAAUAUUCAUUGUUUAAUUUGCAUACUGCUACAGUUCUUUUGUUUUCCAGUAACAUGGAUGAGUAGUGUUCUUCAUUUUCUCUCAAACUAGUGAUCACUAGAUAAAUUUUGGAAAGCUACUGAAAUUCAGCUUAACAGCUGCUCUGCAUUGUCUGGAAUUUCUCUUUUGACUUCAUAAAGUUCAAUGAAGUGUUUUCUAUGAAACACAUAAAAUUGUAUUCCCAAAAUGCAAAGCAACUCAGAUUUGUGAUUCAAUUUCAGGUCUCGAAUUUAUACUUUCAUUAAUUCCCAGGUGUUUUUAAUCACAUUCUCAUUUCAAGAAAAUAUUUUGAUCAUAUUUCCACUGAGGACAAUUUAAUUACAGUGCAACAAUGUUCAAUCAGAUCAUUUUAUUCCAAAAGUAUUUAGCAAUAUUUCCAAUUCAUACACAAUUCACAUUUACAUGUAUAGUUCCUUAAGUUUCUGGAACGGAACCACUGUCUUUACAGUAUGUUAUAUGAUGGAGAAAAGAAUUUCUUAAUUUCAUAGCUGUUAGAUGCCGUUUUUACAGGUGUGUAAUUUUCAUACUCUAGUGCUAAAACGUACUGAUCCAUAUUACUGGUGAAGCGAUCUAAUAAAAAAAACUACCUAUAAGAUUACAUUCUUCCUCUUUUUUUAACACUAUUGAUUAGUAUGUACUUCCCAAUUUCAUAAUUUCAUUUUUCGAUACUAUACAUAAUAUUCUACAAAAUAAUCCUAUAUGUCUACUCAAAAGUAAAUUACACUGAAUCAAUGUAUAAUAGGAUUACAAAGUUAAUAUGUUUCACUCCCUUUGAAAAAAAAUCUGCUCAUUAUCUUUUAACAUUUAAUGUUUUGUUCCAAAUAACUUUAAAAAGUUGUGCUUUCCAAACCAUUUGUGAAGCUCAGUUGAAUAUAUGGUUCCCUCACACGGCUUUUAUGAGACCAAUUCAUGGAAGAUCAAUGGCUACUCAGUAGGAAGGCAACAUAUUAUCUCCAGUAUCAGAGGCAACAGGCUUCUCAGUUUCAGUUACUGAGGGAAAUGAUGGAGACAAUACUAUUUUUGCUUAUAUUCUGCUUCCGGAUGUGACAUUGGUACUGGUAGAAGAAAGAGCCUUUGAUCUUUAUCAGUACUGCUUUUCCUAUGUUUUUGCAUUGUACAAAUGAGAAAUGAACUAGCUUCUAGUGAAAUACAAUCUUUUUAUAUAAGCUGAAGAUAUAGAGUAACUCAGUAGAUAUGACAGCAUUAGUUUUCAUAGCUAAAGCAAGCCUCCUUUGCACUUUUGGUUGCUACUCCUGAGAGCUCCUCAAGCAUCAGAGAACAGACAAGUAGAUGUUUUCAGGAAAGCCAUUGGAUUCCACCCAAUGGCUAUCUGGAUUAGCUCAAUCAAAAAGCAGUUUGUGUGUUCUCUGAAUGAGUGAGGUUUAUUUAUCUCUGUUUCCAAUUCAAACUAGAUAAAAUAAUGUGCCAGCAUAUGAAAGUAACAAGGUAUGAAAAUGGCAGACUGUAACAAACCAAAGUGAAGUUGCCUCAUUUAAAUGUUCUCUCUUGAGCUGUCAGGGUAGAAGUGGCUGUACUUAUGGAAAAGGAAUCCAGAAUUAAUCAAAACAAAAAUUGACUGUAAUUGAUAAAAGUAGAUAAAAACUGGACUGUAAGCCAGAAAUGGGUUGCCAGAUAUUCCUUCAUUUAAGGCAAGAGUUCCUACCUAGCCCAUAGAAGGAAUCACAGAAUCAGUUAUAACUUAGCAUUUUCCUAGGUAUUUGGCUGGCAUAUAGUUAUUGUUUUCCCUAUUGUAUGAAUUCCAAUUCUAAAAUAGUAUAUUCCAAACAUUUAUUAACUCAGUAAGAACAAGAUAAUUGUAUAUCAUAUACCUUCAUUUCUUCCUUUAAAAAAAACAUACUUGGAAUAGUUCCUCUAAAGCAGGAACCUAAAGUAGUCAACCUUUUUAUACCUACCGCCCACUUUUGUAUCUCUGUUAGU
Thamnophis sirtalis is the source of this 5929-nucleotide messenger RNA. NCBI's taxonomy places the organism in Eukaryota, Metazoa, Chordata, Lepidosauria, Squamata, Natricidae. The record is from RefSeq and is a predicted model, not a curated record.